This is a messenger RNA of Petromyzon marinus (sea lamprey), 8292 nucleotides long. RefSeq names its product phosphatidylinositol 3-kinase regulatory subunit gamma-like. Lineage: Eukaryota; Metazoa; Chordata; Hyperoartia; Petromyzontiformes; Petromyzontidae. The record is from RefSeq and is a predicted model, not a curated record. Gene Ontology annotation, molecular function: protein binding; 1-phosphatidylinositol-3-kinase regulator activity. Gene Ontology annotation, biological process: phosphatidylinositol phosphate biosynthetic process; insulin receptor signaling pathway. Gene Ontology annotation, cellular component: phosphatidylinositol 3-kinase complex.
CCUUUAUUUCUUUAUUUAUGCCACCGCGCCUGUGUUACUGCCGCCGCCGCUGUUGCCGUGGCCCGACUGGCUCGGCCGGCCGUCUUCUUCGUGUCUUGCCGCUGCCGCCCGGGCCGCGCUUUGCGAGGCAGAGAACAUGGCGGAGUAGCGUUGAGGAGGAAGGCGACCACAGAGAAAGAAGAGACGGUGCGGUGUGCGGUGUUGUGUGUGUUCGACGAUACCCUGUCGUCGCUUCAAACAUCAUCAUCAACAACAUCAUCGUCGUCGGGGGAGAAGAGCCAUCGACGAGGGCAGCGCUCGCGAGAUAAAGAAGCCGAAGUCUGACGCCGCCAACGCCGCCGUCAGCGGCGGCCUCUUGGCUCGCUCGUGGAGCUUUCGAGAGCAGAAAGUUGACGGACGUCGACUCACCGACUACGAGUCUUAAGAAGACGGGGGAAGAAGUUUAAGGCUGGACGUUAGCUGCAGGAGACACUGGCUUGCGAGUACUAUGCGCGAGUGGGACGGGGCUCUGGCACGCCAGACAGCGGGGAGCGAGCAGCGGAGAUACCCCGUCCACCCGAGGGGACAGCACAGCGAGCCCAGCACCCUCGCCCGUGCGCCGGCAACGCAGCCCGUGGCGCCACCCUGCAUGUGGCCACAAACGGCGCACGUGUGUAGUUAACUUCGUCAGCUUUUUGUUUUUUCUACACUUGUUUCCAUCCUCAUCCCCCAGCUCCUCCUCUUCAUCGUCGUUUUUUUUAUAGUUGUCUUCUCGUUAGCGCGUUCUCCAAAUUUGCGUAAUUUCUUCCGUUGAAGGAGGAUCGACACCGUCCCAAGUGGGGUGGGGUGGUGGGGGAGCUGCUUUGAGCGGCCGUGCUUCUGGAAGACGAUCGUUUGUGCAGGAGAGGAGUCGCGCAAGUUUUGUAGGUUUCUUCUCUGUCGGGUUUAUUUUUUUGGUUGCGCGAACCAACAACACUUGCAUUGUUCAAAGGCACUUGGACGCAGAUUGUAACAGAGACGGCACAAUGUCCAACGAAGGCUUCAAGUACAGGGCCCUGUACGCCUACCGCCGGGAGCGCAACGAGGACAUCGACCUGCUGCCCGGCGACGUCCUCGUUGUCACCAAGGCCUCGCUGCUGGCCCUCAACUUCACCAAGGAAGGCGCCGAGCGCUUCCCGCAGAUGAUCGGCUGGAUUUCGGGCGUCAACGAGCGCACCAAAGAGCACGGAGAAUUCCCCGGCACCUACGUGGAGUACCUGAGCCCCGUGAAGAUGGCGCCGCCGACCCCCAAGCCUCGCCCGUCACGACCCCUGCCACAAGCGCCACCGUCUGUCGCGUCCGGCGGUGUGGAGCAGGGGGCCGCUGCUGCAGAUCCCAACGCCUACGUGUGUCAAGACCUCAUGGAACAGUUUGGCCCUACGGAAAGGGCCCCUCCCAUAUUGGUCAAGCUGGUGGAGUCGAUCGAACGUGGAGGUCUGGACUGCGAGGGGGUCUACCGCCACCCACUGGGCUCCCAGGGCGGCAUGGAGCUCCUGCAGUCCCUGGAAACCGACCUUAGUGCGGUGGACGUGGACCAGGUGGAUGUGAACGCCGUGGGCGACGCACUGAAGUGCUACCUGCAGGAGCUGCCCAACCCACUUGUGCCCACCUCCGUCAGCGACGUCAUCUUCAAAACGACAGAGGCGUUCAACGCGAACGAUUGCGCGGAGAUGGUGCGGAGCCUGCUGGAGGGAGGUGGCGGCGGCGGCGGCGGCGUGGACGUUCCGAUCCAGCACGGCCUGGCCCUGCGGUACUUGCUCCGCCACCUGGCGCGGGCUUGCCACGCGGCGCGCGGGCGCAUCACCCAACGUGCGCUCGCCCAGAGCCUCGGCCCGCUCAUCUUCCGCGCCAGCGACGAGUCCAAGGCCGACCAUCCGGCUCGCAUCCUGGAGGCCCUCAUCCGGUCAUGUGAACACGAGGAGACACCAGCUGCUCCAGCGCUCCCUCCGAAGCCGCCAAAGACUCCAGCACCGCUGCCAAACAGCAACGGCAUCAAGGAGACGAGCAGCACUUUGCUACAGGACGCCGAGUGGUACUGGGGCGACAUCUCCAGGGAGGAGGUGAACGAGAAACUGCGGAACACUCCCGAUGGCACUUACCUGGUGCGAGAUGCCUCCACCAAAAUGCAGGGCGACUAUACGCUAACGCUCAGAAAGGGCGGCAACAAUAAGCUAAUCAAAAUAUUUCACCGCGACUCCAAGUACGGCUUCUCGGAGCCGCUCACGUUCAACUCCGUCGUGGAGCUCAUCACCCACUACAGGCACGAGUCGCUGGCGCAGUACAACCCCAAGCUCGACGUGAAGCUGCAAUACCCGGUCUCCAAGUCACAGCAGGACCAGGUGGUGAAGGAGGACAACAUAGAUGCGGUUGGCAAGAAGCUCCAGGAGCUGCACAAAGACUACCAGGACAAAAGCCACGAUUACGACAAGCUCUACGAGGAGUACACUCGCACCUCGCAGGAGAUCCAGAUGAAGAGGACGGCAAUCGAGGCGUUCAACGAGACGAUCAAGAUAUUUGAGGAGCAGCGGCACACGCAGGAGCGCUACACCAAGGAGUACAUCGAGCGCUUCAAGAGGGAGGGCAACGAGAAGGAGAUCGAGAGGAUCAUGCUCAACUACGAGAAGCUGCAGUCUCGGCUGAGCGAGAUCCGGGACAGCAAACUCCGGCUCGAGCAGGACCUCAAGAAGCAAGCGACUGAGAACCGAGAGAUCGACAAGCUGAUGAACAGCAUCAAACCGGACCUAAUCCAGCUCAGAAAGAUCCGCGACCAGUACCUAAUGUGGCUCACGCACAAAGGAGUGCGGCAGAAGAAAAUCAACGAGUGGCUCGGCAUCAAGAACGACAACACAGAAGACAGCCCAUACUCGAUCAUCGACGAGGAGGAGAACCUGCCCCAUCAGGAUGAGAAGAGCUGGUACGUGCCCGACAUCAACCGCGAGAAGGCCGAGGAUAUGCUCAGGGACCGAGCCAACGGCACCUUCCUGAUCCGCAAGAGCAGCAAGCACGGCUUCUAUGCCUGUUCCGUCGUCGUGGAUGGCGAGGUGAAGCACUGCAUGAUCUUCAGCACGUCCACCGGCUACGGCUUUGCCGAGCCCUACAACCUGUACGGCUCGCUGCGUGAACUCGUCCUGCACUACCAACAGACCUCGCUCGUGCAGCACAACGACUCGCUGAACGUCACGCUAGCGCACCCCGUGCACUCUCAACCCUCGCAGCAGCCUACGGCGGUGCGCAGGUGAAAAGUUCGUGCGCUGGAUUUUUUGAGAAAAAAAGAGGGUCGUGCCGACCCACCGGAUGAUCUAUUUGCCCCACGCGACAGGACCCCCCUUCCCCGAGUAAGCCAGCGAGUGUUUUUUUUCCGAAAUGACACGCCUGUACAUAGUUACUUUUGCUUUGUUGAUAAUUAUUUUCAUUUUUUUAGUUGUUUUUUUUAUAAUCGUACAAUUCUUUUUUUUUUUGCACAAGCAAGCGAAACACAGAAGAAAGGCUUUGAAAGACAGGCGAAACAUUUAUUGGCGUUGGGAAUUUUGAUUCCCCUUUCGGAAGAUCGCGGCUGAGAGUCGGUCGGGCUCGUUUUGUCGUGGGACCUAAAACGACGUUUGUAAGACGCGCACCGUGAUGCGAGAAAGAGAGAAACCGUAACGGUAACGUUAAAGCAAAACCAACGUACGCAUUUCUCUCUGUCUGGAACCCUUCCCGUCGUGGUAAGCGUGCGACUUAAAACAAUUGGAUUGUUCCAGAUGCCUUGCCUAUGGUGCUACAAUCCUGUCUUACAACCUGUGUCUGGGCUUUGUGAACACUCUGCAGGGUGAUUAGGACUGGCACUAGCAAGUGGACAAGCAAAAGCAGGAUAAAAAAAAAAGGCAACGAUAUAAUAUCUCAUGUAGCUCUUUUUACUACUAAAAUAAAAAAAAUGAAACUUAAAAAACGGGCCACUUGCAUUAUAUUUUUUUCUGCGUCUCAACAUCGAUUCAGAGAGCACUUGUGCAUCCAGUGGAGCCCACACGGAGAAGUUUUGACUGAAACAGACGCAUUUAUUGUGAAAUGUUUGUCUGGGAUGGCGGAGAUGGAUGUGGGGUGUGGAGAGGGUCAGACAUUUUUUUCUCGGUUAUAGUUUAUUUGCGUCGUUAUUUUUGGUUUUCUUGUAAUGACAAACCUGACGUACUGUAGCUAUGAGCAGUGUUUGAAUUCUCGAUAGAAUUAAACGAGAGAGAAGCGCGUUUUAGACGGUACUCUGGCAGAGCUGGGUUGAUGAACUCAUUGUAAAUAUUUUUCAGAUGUUCCCGUUUUUUUUGUUGUGCCGACAGCUUUCGGCAUUCUUUUAAACCUCUUCUCCUUUUCUGACCUUCGCUCCCCCCCCACAGACAGCCCUAAAACCCGCAUGUACGUGUAAGAAGCCUGCUGCGUUUGUCGUUAUGAGGACUUUUCUUUUGUCGUCGUCGUCGUCGUUUUUUUAUUGGUAUAUUUUUUCAAAUUUUGUUGUUUUUUUUUUUUAUAAACUGAUCAAGAGACGUUAGAGUAGAACUCAACAGUAUUUGUUUAAAAGUUUUGCGUGUGCCAGUGCUACGGGAAAACCCCGCGUACGCGAAAUGCUCCUUUCUUAGGCGACACGUAACUUGCUCUUCAGCUCUGAGCUCGGUGCUAGAUUCGCUAGCCUUAAAUACUCAUCUAGUGUGCAAUGACUGAGUGCGAUCGUUUUUUUAGUCUUGGUUCGUGUUCACGUUUUGGAGGAGUUUGGGACGUUUAAAAGACCGAACUUUAACUCUUUGCGUUAGGGGGGAGGUUUGGCCAUUGUGUAUAUUUUUUUUCCUGCCAAACUCUAACUUCAAGCAAAACAUUUCAAGUUAUGAUUGAGUUCUUGUUGAAAUGUGACUUUUGCAAGAAGUUAAGUGGUGCUUACCUUGGCUCUUAGGUAUUUUCGUAUGUUGAUGUUUUUUUUUAUUUGUUGUCAUUGUUUAUUUUGUUCAAUUCCAAAACUCCUUCAAUGGCCAUUCUCAGCCUUAAAGAUAAGGAGUCUUGGAACAGUGAAGUUGAACCAUAUCACUUUAACCUUUAAUACGUUAACCUUUGCUUUAUUUUUUUUUGUUAUUAGUGCACUCUUCUCUGUUCUGGUGCGUCUGUUGAUUUUGAGAAAAAGAAAUAAUAUAAGGUAAAAACAGAAAUCUAAAAAGAGAUGAACUUGUGGCAGCGAUGAUGACAACGGCGGAGGAGAUGAUAAGAACAACAAAAGCGAAAGUGUUAGCCGCGACUUUGCGACUUCCUGGAUGCCGUGCGUCACCCCAAAAAGAAAAACGGCACCCGCUUUUAGCAAACGGGCGCCCCCCGUAGCCACUCGGCCACACAGAACCUGUUCCAAAGACAUGAAGGAUCUGCUUGCUUUCGCACCCAGCGCUUACAAAAAAGGAUCAUUGGUGCACAGCCAUUGGCAAGGUGAUUUACGGCAAAGGAUUAAAGAAGACGGCGAUUUUAAUAUUGAUACUUGCACAGGUGACAUCGGCACAGAGAGAGAGAGAGGGUGCAAGGGAAAGAGAUUGGGUUGGGGUGGGAGGGGGGGUGGGUGUUAGGGAGUAGCGAGGGUGUGCGGAGGUGGGAUGGGAGGGAGCAGGGAUGGGUCGUGCAGUUGUACAUCGUGUUCACAGCAACUGUUAAACUGGCACAUGGCACACGCGCACGCACGCACACACGCGCACGCACUCACGGACCCAACGCUUUGAAUGUGUUCUGUCUCCCACUGCGAGGCAGGCGAAAAAUCUGGAAUGUACCUUGGGGGGGGGGGGGGGGGGGGAUGAUUAAAGACUUUCUGUUUUUUUUAUUUGUUUAAUAUAAGAUUUGUAAAAAAUUAAAAUAUAAAAAAAUCCUAAAAAACAAAAAAAAGAAACAAAAAAGUUAAAAACAAAAAGCAGAGCAUUAUGGGGCAAUCAGAAAUAUAAGAUAUUAGCAAUACUGUGACUUUGCAUGAACGCUCUUGCAUCUAUUCAUUUUUUUUGUAUUGUAGCAGAAAACAUUGUUUUGUCUUUCCCCGUUCUGAGUCUUGCGGGUGAUUAAAGUUGUUUUUUUUUUGUUGGCAGUGUAAAAGCCUCUCUUGAAACGCACUCGCUUACGUUUAGCAGAUGUACUGGACCUCAAGGCUGAUGUUUCCGGACUGUUUGGAUCUUAAUCAGUUUUGUAAACAUUAAAAAAAACAAUUUUAACCACAUCAAAGUUUUAUUUUUAAGCGAACUUUACUGGAGAUUAAUUUGUCCUCAACAUUAGAGCAAAGUUAGUUUUUGUAAUUUAUGUUUUGAUGGUACAGUGAUUCCAAAAUAUUACCCCAUUGAAACUAAUUAAAUUUGUCUUGGGUUCAUAGCACCUCAAAGUUAUCUAUGAUUAUAAUAAAAAAAAGGCAUUACAAUUUGAAAUAAAUAUACCCAGCAUUUCAGAAUGUAACCUAAACGACUGCUAAUACAUUUCACGACAAACUCUCAACCGCAUUGCCACAGUGGCUCUGCGCCCUACGCGCCUAUUUGCCGGUGUCAGCCAAAUGUUGCGGCAGCGUCUGGCGGGCAACUGCCAGCGAUAUCCAGUACAUCUUUUGCUUUUUACCUGCGGACCUCUGGCCACCGGGAUAAAAAAUUCGCUAGAUUCACAGUUACUUUUAUGUUGUUAUUUUUUUUCUCUCAUUCAUUUGAUGCAAUCACGGCUUAAAGAGGUGGUGUGGGCCAGGCAGGUUCAACCAAUUUACGCGUGACAUUUUUUUCCCCAACUGCGUAAAAAUGACCGGGGCUAAAAAAAACCGAGACCACGUUCGCUUCCCAGUGCCGCGACUGUGGCGUGUUUUUUUGUAAAGCCGCUCGUAGGUGGACGGGUCGAAACACAAGGCCCCCCCCCCCUCCCAAAGGCGCAGUAAGCAUUAUGAUGUUGCAGACGUGCACUCCUAAUUACGCCAAGCUUAUUUGACGAUGAGGCUACUGCUAUGCCUCCUCUGUCGUUUGGACCGAGGAGUUAGGGGUAGACCUAGCCGAAGCUCUAGCCCUUCGCCCCCCCCCCCCCUCCCCAUGUUUUCCCAUAUUUAGCCUUUCAAAUAGAAUAUUGAGGCGCUUGAAUCCUUGGUAAAUGAGGAGCCGGGAUGAACGAGGAGCGUGUUCACGCGCUGUGGAGCAGAAGGAACGGCCCAGCUGCUUGCACCCGUCUCACACUUGGCUCCCACGCACUUGCCUGUGUCCACAGUGCCGUUAACAGGACGUAUCGGGCUCGUGCCGUUCUUAAUCGGGAUGUUUCUUUUUAAUUAACAUUAAUGAACGUUAGUAAAAUAACAUACAAAAAAUAUAUAUAUAAAACGUCGUGAUAAACAAGCGCGUUAAGUCAACGGAUACAACUUUAUCCGCGGCCUGAAAACGCUCGCGUUUUUUGGGGCGGGGGCGGGGGGGCGUAGGUGUUGGACGGGAUGCGAAAUUAAAUGUAAUUUUUGACGACGACAACUGACACCUCAAUCGGCGCGUUGAGAGCAAGCAUCGAGCAUUUUUUGCGAUUUGUUCAUUGGAGCCUCGCCCAUACGUCCUGUUAAACUGAACGCUUGCUCAUAUCGGUCAAAAACAAAAGAGGGGCUGGCUGCCAUUGAGUUAUUACUGAGACUGCAAGGGCAUGAGUGAGGCGGGUUCCUUUUGAAGUCGCGGUCUCCUAGGUGUAAUUUUCUUUUCGUUGCCUUGUGCGAGAAAGGCAAUGCGCUUGUGUGCAAAGUUCACGCUUUUGUGUACAGUGCAAAGAACAGCUGUGGCUGCAGUGCUCUGCAAAACAAAGUCCAUCUGUAUUGCUCGAUUACUUGAUUUUUUGCUUUUAAUAAAUGGUACGUUGUUAAAUAGAUAACAUUUUUUUCAGACGAUUUUUUGUUUCUUUUUGUCCUCUUCUUACGUUUUGCUCUUUAAAGUAAAAAAAAAUCCUAUAGCUGUGCACUAGACCAGCUCUGGAUUGAUUUCAAUUUUACUUUUCUCGUUACAAAUUUAAAUGCCGCCUCCGCUUUCGGAACCCUGUAUCGCACCUCAGCAGGUAUACAGCAUCACUAAAAAAAAACUGGCAUUAAUGGCUCGUUCUGUUUUUGUGAUGUAGAGGUUGCAAGACUGUUUAAAAAAUUAUAUUUAAGAGAGCGCGUGUGACUUCAUGCAUACCAUUUUCUUUAUACGUUUACUGUUGCUUUCCCUUCUCGUGAUGCUGUUGUGCUCUAACCGUUACAUGAUAUAAUAAUUGUCUAUACCUGCUUAAACAACAAUAAAGACUACAAUAUUUUGUUCAUUUACAGAA